This is a messenger RNA of Prorocentrum cordatum, 1427 nucleotides long. The record is from the annotation of a GenBank genome assembly. NCBI's taxonomy places the organism in Eukaryota, Dinophyceae, Prorocentrales, Prorocentraceae.
CCCUGGCCCCCCAAAGUGAACUGAAUCUUCUCCGUAGCCAUUUUGGCUCAAGCCAUUUUCGCUCAAGGCCGCCCUGGCUCGAGCCUGGGCCACCCGGACUCAGGCCUUGCCGAGCGCAUCCGACCGCUGCUCGUAGGCCCCGGCGCCGGCCGGUCCCCGAGGGAUGCACCGCGCGUUGGCGCGGGGUGCCGCGCGGCCGGGCAAGCCCGUCAGUUACGAUAGUAUGGACAUGACAGUGAUUAGCUCAAUCGGGGACACCGCUGCAAGCUUGGGCCUCAUCAGCACCCUCGUAUUCAGCAUCGCUGUCUCCACCGUGCUUUCAAUGGAGACGGUCGCAGAGGAGGGCAUGAUGAUGUGCUUGUGUGUUGCAAUAUCUACCAGCAUGUACACAACAACGCAUUCACUGCUCGAGUACUACUACACAGCGAACGUCAAGGGGCUUGGCGAGUACAUCGCUAACAAAGAGCAUGGAGGUAGCACGCCGGAGCCCUCCACGAAUUUGUGCCGGGCUGCAGAGCAGAGUGACUUGGCAGGAGUGUCAGGUACGAAUAUUGACGAGGAGAGGGCGCUGACAAUAAGUUCACACGGGGAGCUCAUGGUGAUCCUUCUUCAAGGGUUCGCCUCGUUCAAUACUAUGCGCCAGGGUGCCAGAAACGCCACGUGGGCCUCCAUCUCUUCGAUAUGCUUUGCCACGCUCUUCAAGGUUGGCUUCCAGGAUGAUGAUGCAGGACAGGUGCCUCAUUGCUGGAGCGCGGCUCUUUUUUUCGGCGGGUGGUUGUUCUUGUCGGGGGGAGUCUAUGCAUCGUUCGGUACGCAAACUUCCUUAGACAUCAAGGUGUCUGCUGCUGUGUCCGCAAUAGGCCUGGCCAUUAGCUCUUGCGCGGCGUACUUUUACGAUCCCGAUUUCGACAUGCCGAAGCUCGUGUGCUCACUUGUUUUAGUAUGUGGUAUCGCCGGAAUGGUGAAAACUGUCAAGGUCUACCGUGAAAUGUUCAUCCCUUUGAUCAAAGAGCAUGCGACAGUGUAUUGAGGAAGACGUUCGUAUUGAGUCCGCCGAUCGUUUGAAAGAUACCAGCGCUCGCCAGUUGCCCGUGAUUGCGUUGUUGGUUCUUUUUAAUAAAGUUCCACCGCAGUUUUUGAACGGUCGCCAAAGAUGAAUGCUCCGCAACACAUUCCCUCCCCUGGCGGGCCUCUACACUCCUCACGUCCUGUCCCUUUUAAUUCUGAUCCUCGCGGCAGUCUGGUUGCACUCUCGGGCCAGAAGCGACAUCGGCCAGACCUUGCGACGCCAAAUUUGCCCCAGUGGCGACUCCAAGCUGUUCCUUUUCAAGCCCUUUUGGCCGUUUCGGGCCCGGCGGGGGGCGCCAAAAAACGUCAAAGAGGGCAAGAGUGCGCCCAGAUGGCCCAAGAGCGCUCCAACAGAGCCC